Messenger RNA from Fimicolochytrium jonesii, 820 nucleotides. RefSeq names its product HotDog domain-containing protein. The record is from RefSeq and is a predicted model, not a curated record. Gene Ontology annotation, molecular function: fatty acyl-CoA hydrolase activity. NCBI's taxonomy places the organism in Eukaryota, Fungi, Chytridiomycota, Chytridiomycetes, Spizellomycetales, Powellomycetaceae. Gene Ontology annotation, cellular component: mitochondrion. Bases 111 to 797 code for a protein of 228 amino acids. The transcript has 3 exons.
AGUCUCACCCUCGCCCUUCACACCCCGACUUGACUUAACCUCGACGCAGCCGACGCUCCCUGUUCAGCAAACAACCCUUGGGAAGCUGACAUAUCCUUUACUUCGCUGCAAUGCUUCACAAGACUGCUACUCGGCGGCUUGCCCUCAUCGCUUCCCAAGUGCGCCACUCCCGAACCCAAGAUGUGCGCGUAAAAGGCGAAGCGUUCAUCCAGCAUGCAAACUUCUCUUCGGGUACGCAGGCCGACGCUAAAGCUGCAGCCAAGGCCUUGGAAGAGGCACGCAAAGCACCUUCAUAUUAUCGUUUCUGGGAAGACAUUACCACCAGAUGGAAAGACAACGAUCAAUAUGGACACAUCAACAACGUCGAAUACUAUUCGUUCUUUGACACGAUUGUCAACAACUACCUGAUACGAAACUGCGGGCUAGAUCCAUCCUCCAUCCGCAAAGCACCGUCCGAAAAAGCAGAAUCAUCGUCAAACUCAAAACCUAUAUACUAUGUUGUCUCAUCUGGCUGCCGAUACCACGCGUCGGCGUCUUACCCGAAUCGAUUGCAGGCUGGUCUCGCAGUCAACAAGAUUGGGCGUAGCAGUGUGGUCUACCAUGUAGCCGUGUAUAAGAAGGGUGAGGAGGGUGCAUCGCAUGCCAACAAUAGUGGGAGCAAUGACGAAGGCAAUCUAACCUGUCUUGUGACGGGCGAGUUUGUGCAUGUUUGUGUGGAUCCUGCUUCGGGGAGGCCAGUGGACGUACCGGAUUCUAUGCGUAGGAAGUUAGAACUUGUACUGGCCAAGAAGGAAUGAAAUUGGACGUAUGAUUUAGCUAG